GACCAGCGCACAUCCGCCAAGAAAAGAAAACACCGGGAGCCACAAAACCCUUCCUGUGCCUGACUAUUUCUUGAAGAGCCACAACACUAACAUCAAAGUCCACUCAUCUGCUUUAGAGAGGGAGAAAUAUUUUGUUUGCCUUUGCUGGUGUGAUGGCUGAACUUUGAGAUGUUGGAGAACACUUCCACAACCAGCUGUAGAGUGAACCUAUUGCUCCAAGAAAAAAGAAAAAGCUUGGAACAAAAGAGGAACAGCCAUCCCCAUAUGAAGUGAUAUUAGAACAAAAACAAAAAAGUUAUAAUUACAGCAGGAAUGUACCAGGAAAAUGACUGGAAAAAUUCAGUAAGGAGAAAAAAUGAGAAAUUAUCUCUUGAGAAAAUAAUGCACGCUGUAUUGCCAGACUAGGUGUCCUGUUUCCAGAUUUCUAUGGAGCAGUGACUGGACAUCUCUUCCCUUCAAGGUAUAAUCAUGACAACCAGCAGCCGUGCGUGUUCUGUACCAACAGUCAGUGGACAUAUGACUCAUUUUCCUGGACCACCAUACCCAUUACUUUUUCCUCCUGUCAUUGGAGGACUCUCACUUUCAACUCUUCAUAGCAUUCAAGACAAUCCAUCAACCAAUCGAUACAACAUUCCUUCACCAGCAACUACGGGACAAAGGAUUGUUGAAUAUAUACCAUUAUCUAAAACAAUUGAAACUCAAAGCACCAGUUCUGAGGAGCUUGUUCCCAGUCCACCUUCCCCGCUUCCUCCCCCUCGUGUUUACAAGCCCUGUUUUGUUUGUCAGGACAAAUCUUCUGGAUAUCACUAUGGUGUCAGUGCUUGUGAGGGGUGUAAGGGUUUUUUCCGUAGAAGCAUUCAAAAGAACAUGGUUUAUACAUGUCAUCGAGAUAAGAACUGUGUUAUUAAUAAAGUCACUAGGAAUCGCUGCCAAUACUGCAGACUACAGAAGUGCUUUGAAGUGGGAAUGUCCAAAGAAUCUGUCAGAAAUGACAGGAACAAAAAGAAAAAGGAGCCUUUAAAGCAAGAGUUCUUAGAGAAUUAUGAAAUGACAGCAGAACUGGAUGAUCUCACUGAGAAAAUCAGAAAAUCUCACCAGGAAACAUUCCCUUCACUCUGCCAGCUGGGCAAAUAUACAACGAACUCUAGUGCGGACCAUAGAGUUCGUCUGGACCUUGGGCUUUGGGACAAAUUCAGUGAACUUGCAACAAAGUGCAUUAUUAAAAUAGUGGAAUUUGCAAAACGAUUGCCUGGUUUCACAAGUUUGACAAUUGCAGACCAGAUCACACUACUUAAGGCUGCUUGCUUGGACAUUUUGAUUCUCCGCAUUUGCACAAGAUACACCCCUGAACAAGACACAAUGACAUUUUCUGAUGGCCUUACACUAAACCGAACUCAGAUGCAUAAUGCUGGAUUUGGUCCCUUGACAGAUCUUGUGUUCACAUUUGCCAAUCAGCUUCUGCCAUUGGAAAUGGAUGACACUGAAACUGGCCUGCUAAGUGCCAUCUGCUUAAUUUGUGGAGACCGCCAGGACCUUGAAGAACCAGCAAAAAUAGAUGAACUACAGGAGCCAUUACUAGAAGCUCUCAAAAUAUACAUCCGAAAAAGAAGACCCAGCAAACCUCAUAUGUUUCCAAAGAUCUUAAUGAAAAUCACAGAUUUGCGCAGUAUCAGUGCAAAAGGUGCUGAACGUGUUAUUACAUUGAAAAUGGAGAUCCCUGGAUCUAUGCCACCUCUUAUCCAGGAAAUGUUGGAGAACUCAGAAGGACAUGAACCAUUGACACCAAGCUCAACAGUGACAACAGCAGAUCACAGUCCAAGUAUUUCUCCAACCUUGGUAGAUAAUUGCAGUGUCUCUCAGGCUCCUUUGGUGCAGUAAGACAUUUUCUCUAACGAAAUUCCUAAUUCUUGAUGCACAAGAAUUAUAUGGCAUAUUCUCUCUACGACUGCUUGUUUUCUGGACUUUACAGACACCACAACCCAAAAGGACCAAGAAUUGUUCAUAUGUAUCUAUAUUGUGUGAAGGUAUGAGUAUGUAUACACACACAAAAAGGAGUAACUUGCAGUUUAAUUUGAAACAUGUUUAGUACACUAAAAUUUCAAUAUUUGUGCAUGUGUGGGUAUGCACACACACGCGCAUACACACACACUGGGAGUAAGUUGCAUUACUUCUCUACAUUUGUAGGACUGUGCUCUGAAUCUGUAAUUUCAUGAAAUAAACUGAUAUGUUGCUAUUACUUCUUUUGAAUGUCCAACAUUGCAAGUGAUAAGAUUGAUCUCAAAGCGGAGGUUUAAAAGUUGUGGUUAUACCAUUUCUGAUGACUUUGUACAUAUAAAAUAUAUGAAUAUGUACUUUCUAUCCUGGAUAUUUGAUGCUUUCCCUUUUUAAAUGUGUACAUGAAAUGCUCCAGACAUCCCUUAGAAAUGGAUAACAUACUUGUCUGGAUAAGAACGUUUUAAAAGACACAGUCUUAGUUAGGAUGAAAACUUAUCAUUGUUCUUUUUAAAGACCUCAGUGUAUUACUUCUUUCCCAGCAAAAGAUCAAAGAAUUUCAUUGCAUUAGCAGAAGUAACUUUUGUGGGAGUGUAACUGCCAGCUGUUAUUUGAACAGAAUUUGUUCUAUUGUUAAUGUCACUUUAAAAAUAUACAAAGAGUUUAUUACUUUAUUGACUUCUCUACUUUUAAAAAUACUGAAAUUUUACUUCAUUUAUAGCCUUCAAGGCAAAAACACUUUACAGUGUUGUUUUACUUGUUCACAAGCUAUUAGGGAAACUUGGUGAAAUAAUAACCAGGCAUAAUCACUACCUCUGAUCGGUGGCACUAGUGAAAAAAAAACCACUCUGGAGAAAAGUGUUCCUCAGUCCUAUCAUUCUCUUCUGUGGCAUCACAGGGCUGGCACUGGAACACCUUGAAACAGAUGAUGGAAUCUGUCUCUAUGAUCUUGCUAAUCACCAUAAAACAGUGAAAAUGUGGUAGAAUGGUUACAAUUUUUAAAGUGUCAGGUUUUUUUUAGGUUUCAUUAAAAGCACUAGUGGAUUUUUUUUAUAUAUUCUAGCAAAUCUGUGAUGUACUUUCACUGAGUCUGUUUGUACAUUGAGAUUGUUUAACAAUGCUUUCUAUGUUCAUAUACUGU
Ahaetulla prasina is the source of this 3133-nucleotide messenger RNA. It is a transcript of the gene RARB, whose product is annotated as retinoic acid receptor beta. The coding region runs from base 469 to 1878 and encodes 469 amino acids. The record is from RefSeq and is a predicted model, not a curated record. Gene Ontology annotation, biological process: cellular response to corticotropin-releasing hormone stimulus; retinoic acid receptor signaling pathway; regulation of transcription by RNA polymerase II. Gene Ontology annotation, cellular component: transcription regulator complex; nucleus. Gene Ontology annotation, molecular function: RNA polymerase II cis-regulatory region sequence-specific DNA binding; zinc ion binding; nuclear glucocorticoid receptor binding. The transcript is spliced from 12 exons. NCBI's taxonomy places the organism in Eukaryota, Metazoa, Chordata, Lepidosauria, Squamata, Colubridae.